Saccostrea cuccullata (small rock oyster) is the source of this 3365-nucleotide messenger RNA. RefSeq lists its product as uncharacterized. The record is from RefSeq and is a predicted model, not a curated record. The coding region runs from base 1 to 1896 and encodes 631 amino acids. Lineage: Eukaryota; Metazoa; Mollusca; Bivalvia; Ostreida; Ostreidae. The transcript is spliced from 5 exons.
AUGGAUGGAAAAAUUAAUGGUGAUAACUUAGACUUGUAUGUGAAAACAAACGACAUCAGAAUGAACAAUAAGAACCGAGACUUGCACUAUUUUGCCUCUGAUUUAACAUUUGAUCGUGUGCGUUUAGAUCAUCUUGAAGAUGCAGCACCAUUGGGAGAUCCCAACAAUGUUAAUGUGCAAGUGUUUAUUCCAUCUGCAGAUGAAAUGACCAUGUACAGAAAGUCUCUUAAGUAUUUGAUAGGUAGAGAAUUGGCACAAAGUAUUAAAGGACUGGAAUGGAUGAAUGCCAUCAUACCAACACAUAUACCUCAUGAUAUGGAGAAAGUGAUGUGUGAGAGGUCUAAAAUUUUUUGGCUUCCUUUGCAGUUAAAAAAUGAAAUGUAUCACGACCAGUGCAUUCAGAUUAUGAAUGAGUUAGAGAAACAUGUGAACACCAUCUAUACUAAAGCUGGAAGAGGUGGGGAUCUGGAGAAAUUAAAAAUAGUUGUUGGCGGCGAUCAGAUGACCAGAUGUAAUCUUCAAAGUGCUAAAAACUUGAGAAGAGGAUGCUAUAAUCAAACAGAAAGAUUAGAGCAUCUCCAUCCCAUAAUAAUGGAGAUGUUUCACACCUUGAUGGAUUUUCUGGAGAAGUUAUUCAAAAGAUUUUACUCAAAGGAUGGUGGCCGAGACGCUGCAACUUUAGCUAAUAUGAAAAUGCUUAUCCAAAGAACAAAUGUUAAUGGCCAAGUGAAAAGCCGGUUUGAGGCACAUGAAGAGUUUGUCCUCUUGAUAGGUAAAGCCUACCUUCUAGUUCUUGCUAUGAAAAUUUUCAAGAUGGAAAACAUAGAGGACAGUCCUAAGCAUCCAUUGCUGAAAAACAACAUGAAAUACUUACAGAACAAACCAAAAGAGGAAGUUUUUGAUGCUCUUAUGGAGGAGAUACUUGACUGUAGUUUAGUUCCCUUCCAGCUUGAUGAAGGUACAGUGAAUGUCAAGACAGUGGAGUUAGAGGUAUCAUUUCCAGCUACAGGACAGAAAGUGAACGUCACUGGGAAAAUUGAGGGAAAUACUAUAACAUUUCCAUUGUGUGUAAAUAACAGAAGUUAUGUCUUCUCAGCUCCGAAAGAGAACAUCUGUACAAAAUCUGGCUGGAGAUUAUGCUUACCGACUGAAUUUGGAGUGAUCAACAUGACAGUAAUGCAGACUAGAGCUCCUUUGGAUGACUUGAAGAACUAUGUGCACAACUUUAUUCAGUGGUAUUAUGUCGUACUGAACUUCAAGGACACUAUGAAGGAAGGAGACAUAUAUCGUACAAAUAUGCUGUUAAAAAUGAUGAUUCCUUUCUUUUAUAGCCACAGUGCCCUCUCCAAAUACUUUGUCGAGUGUAUUGACUACAUUCUCAAGACCGAAGUCAUGCUUUCGCCAAGACUUUCUAUGCGCAUCCGCUUGUCAUCAUACGUAAACCCGAAAGGAGGCAAAGGAAAAAACAAAGCAGCUGACAUGCAAAAGGAAAAUGAAGUUAGGAUAUUAAAAGAUCUCAUACGCGGAUUAGGUGCUAAUAAGACUGAGCACGCCAUCGUUACCAUCUCAAAGGCAGCCCCUGUUAUUAGUGAUAUUUCAACCAACUUCGAUAGAGCACUGAAAAUAAAGGAGGGAGGAACUACGCAUAAAAAGAGAGACGACAGAACCGAUCUCAUUACAUUGGUAAAUGCCUUAAAAAAGAUGAACAUAUGGAGUUAUGUUCCAGGCAGGGUACUUUCAAAAUCAAACAAGGUCAGUGAAACACCGUUUAAGUUUGACAAGAAUAUGUUCAAACUUAGUAUUUUAACGACGGUGGAUCGCCUCAAACUUGGGAUACCAAUCUCUGAUUUGGAGGAAGAGGAAUUGGAGGGAGAUAAUGAGGAUGAUGGACAGUGACAUUUGUAGUCAAAAUGCAGAUAGCUCACAUAACAAGAGGCCCAUGGGCCUUAUAGGUCAUCAAACUUCAUAUGUUGAUACAAACUUGCAAGGAUGAUGCAUCUAGGGAUGAACACUACCAGACUUGCUUCGGAUGCUGGAUCUGACCUACAUUUUUACUAUAAGCCUUACCUGAACCAAAUUUGCAUGGAUGAUGCAUCUAGGGAUGGACCCUACCAGACUUCCUUAGGAUACUAAUAUAUCCUCUGCUGGGCAUUCAUGUCCUAUGGACACAUUUCUAGUUUUUUCUUGAACAACUCUUUCAAUUCACCAUUAUUAGCUCACAUGAGCCUGGUUCAGGUUCAAUUGAACUUUUCUGAUCAAAAGUUGUCUGUCGUCAUCAUCAUAAAAUUUUUGCAUUUUCAUCUCCUCCUCAAGAACCACAGUUGAUAUUCAAUGUCAAGAGUCUGUUGACCAUCAUAUUUAUUCAUUUACUUAUACCCUGGUAGUUACAAUCUGUCCAAUUUUCGCUUUUUGAAUCUAUUUUGAAUUUUGAAUCUAUAUACAUACAAAGUUUGUAGAAGAGUUUUAAGACUUAAGAACAAUACACCUGAAAUAGUUGUACUAGGAGAACUAGGGAGAUAUCCUCUUAUGGUACAGUAAUUUAUUUCAUAUUGGUUAAAGAUACUUUGUAUGGAAGAUGAUAGAUAUUCAAGAAGAUGUUACUUAUUUUUACUUCAGUUAAAUAAUGCCAGUAGAAUUAGAGGUAACUGGGCAUCCGAAGUGAAGUCAAUGUUAUUUAGAUAUGGAUUCCACUAUGUAUGGAUUUAUCAAGGUGUAGGGGAUAAUGUAUUAUUUUUAAAAUCUUGUACAUAGAGUUCAGGAUAACUAUAUGCAGGAAUGGCACUCCUCAUUGAGCUCUUAUAGUAAACUGGAUUUUUUUUUUGUAAAUUCAAAAUUCUUUUUGAACCGGAAAGGUAUCUAGAUGUCAUAAAUUAUGUAUCUUUCAGAGAAUCAAUUUGUAAAUUAAGAAUCUCUAUUCAUUGUUUGGAAAAUGAACUUGAUCGAUUUAAGGUAUUCCUAGAGAAGAUAGGUUUUGUCUCUUCUGUCAAAUAGCAAAUAAAAAAUGUAUUGAAAAUGAAAAGCACUUUGUAGAAAAUUGUGAAUUAUAUAUGGAUAUUAGAGUAAAAUGUAAUAUUUUGAAACACCUACAAUUUUAUAAAAACACUGUGAAUAUGUUUAUAUAUGGAAAUGAUGCAGUGUUAAAUGAUAUUGCAAAAUUUUACUUUUUAGCUUUUAAAGAGAGGGAAAAGUUCAUUGAGAAUUUAAUACUUGAUAAUUUAUAAGCAAACUUUAUAUGUUUCCGUAAUGUAUACCUGGUAAGCCUGAUCUGAAAUUGUAAAUUUAACACUGUAAAAUAUGAAUGUAAUUUGGGCCGGUGGCCCGCAAUACUUAAUUUAAUAAAUAUCUUGAAUACUUGAAUACAAAUU